Molecule: messenger RNA, 1611 nt
Organism: Ascochyta rabiei
Lineage: Eukaryota; Fungi; Ascomycota; Dothideomycetes; Pleosporales; Didymellaceae
Exons: 2
Coding region: 1-1611 (536 amino acids)
Biological process (GO): regulation of mRNA stability
Cellular component (GO): nucleus; cytoplasm
Molecular function (GO): poly(A) binding
Source: RefSeq, a predicted model, not a curated record
AUGGCUGACUUUUCUCCCGAGUCGCCUCUCGCAGCGCAGCUCCAGCAAGUCGUGCAGCCCAAGCUCGCCGAGAAUGGAUGGACGACGGGCGGCGACGACACGACGCUGUUCGAGUACAUCCUCCUCAUGCUAGCCAACGGCAAAGACCAGUCACAAGUCGCGGCGGAGUUGUCAAACGACCUGCUCGACCUGGGGCCUGAGAACACCGAGACACAGGAGUUUGCGCAAUGGUUGUUUGGACAGAUCGACUUGUUGCAGCGGCAAGCUGCUGGAGGGAACGCGCAGAGUGCGCCCUCGGCAGACCAGGCCAUGGACGGCGGCGCUCCAUCGUUUGUGCCUGGCGGGCAAGACACAGAUAUGGAUGGUGUCUCAGAAGCACAAGAGGGCAUUCCUACAGGGCCAAAAGCCAUGCGCAACGGCAGCGGCGCGCCAUCCGCACGUGGUGGACCUCGCGGAGGACGCAACAUGCUCAACCAAGUGAACAGGCAAAUGAACCGCAACGACGACCCGCUACAUCGUGUUCGUGGCGGCGGAGGCGUCGGCAGAAACAGUCGGGACCCCCCACGAGGCCCCCGUAGCCAAAACCUCGGUCGCGGAGUCGAGGCCAUGGCGAACGGACGAGGCAUGAACAGCGUUGGUAACAUCAACGGCGCCCCUGGUCCCAUGAACGGAAUGAACGGCAUGACCAUGGGCGGGAUGCCCGGAAUGCCGAUGGGAGGUCAGAACGGCGGCAUGAACGGCGGCAUGGGCCUGAACCAGCAGCAGCAGCUGGCGCUCAUGCAGAUGUACGAGCAGCAGGCCCAGAUGAUGCAGCAAAUCUUCUCCGGCGCAACUCCCACGCCUUACGUCAACCCCAACUUCAACAGCAACAACAAGAACAGAGGCGGCCGAGGUGGCCGAGGCGGGCGUGGAGGACGCGGUGGCCAGCACCAGCAGGGCAUGCACCAGUCCACCAAGUUCACGAAGAAGGAGGGCCAAGACGAUGCUAUGACCGACGGCCCCACAGGCGAGAAGGGCGAUGGCAUGGAAGUCGAGAACACACGGUCUGAACCUUCAGCCACCAUGUGCAAGUUCAACCUCCGAUGCUCCAACCCCGACUGCCACUUUGUGCACCAGUCGCCGGCAGCGCCUCCCGGUGCCCCAGUGGACAUGGACAGCACGUGCGAGUUUGGAGCUGCUUGCAAAAACAAAAAGUGCGCAGGAAAACACCCUUCGCCGGCGCAGCGACAGAAGUUCCAAUCGGAGCAGGAGUGUGCUUUCUGGCCCAACUGCCGUGAUCCGGCCAACUGUCCGUACAAGCACCCUUCAGCACCGCCAUGCCGCAACGGUGCCGACUGCACAACGCCAGACUGCAAGUUUUCGCACAGCUCGGUCAUGUGCAAGUUCAACCCGUGCUUGAACCCUCGCUGCCAGUACAAGCACAACCCGGGCCAGAAGAAGAACAACACCAACGUGUGGGUUGCGCCCAAGGAGGGCGAGCAUGUAAGCGAGAGGAAGUUUAUCGAUGAGAACCGCGAGGAGGAGCUCAUCAUCCCUGGUCAGGAGGGACAGAAUGGCCAAAAUGGCUCCAACCAGGCGACGGAGAGCAUGGAACAGGAUGUAACAUUAUAG